GCUCACGAGUUGGAACUGAGCCAGCCAGAAAUGAAGAUCCACUCCGAAGUAUGAAACCAAAACUACUAUAAAAGUGCUUUGAGUGUCAGCACCUUGUGGUCCUAGUCUGACCAUCCAUGGAUCAUAAAUGCAUGCAUCUACUCAUAAUCUCACACCAGGCUCUGUUUUUCGUAUAGGCUUCUUUUUAGAUUGUGCACGGGAAUAGAAUUUCGCGGUUCCAUUUUGUUUCUGUAUUGGCUCACUGGUCACGCUUCGCAUCCGACGUCGUUACUACAGUACAGCAACAUUACGGCUCCCUCUGAUAUACUUCCUUCCUCUGCAAGAUAAACUAAAACACCACAAUUUGUACUAUCUCUUGCUCAUCAACGACCGCUGCGAAACAAAAAAAUGACUGACGGCGCAUUCGAGGAUCCGACGAAGGCGGUGCUCCGGCCGCGCAACCCCGGUGAGGAAGUGAAAAUCAAGGAAACAGUCUUGAAACGACGGGACAGGAAUUUGAAGGCGAAACAGUUGAACGCCGAGAAAAUCAAGGCGGAGAAGAAGAAGAAGGUGGACAAAAAGAAGGAGGGCAAACUGAUCACGCCGGCGAGUUUGGUGAAGCAGUCCAUCGUCAAGAGAAAGGACCAAUCCCGGUUGAAACGGAGCUUCAAGACGAAGAAGCAGAAAGUAGCGCACGAAUCCAACGGGUUCGUCCUACUGGCGAUCAGAAACCGGAGAAAACGACCCACGAAUGUGGUCAAAAAAAUCCUGGAAAGGCUGGAUUUGCAGGUACAUGGAACUUCUACAUGGUAUAGAGAUGAAAAAGGUGAUCUUCCCGCGUGUUCUUAUCCCUAAGAAAAAUCGCGCCAUACCGUCGCGAUUCGUGGGCUUUUUUUAUUCUAGGCAAGGCCUGGCCUGUCUGAGGCUAACAAAAGCGCCACCGCCCAGGGCUAUCCAAAGCCUUCGCCGCGCAUCAUCCAGAGGGUCGCGCUUUCGUGCUUAGCGCAGCCCCAGCUCAUGCGCCAGGGAACGCUCUGCACACUGACAGAAUAACCGCCGGCCACUGAGUCCAAGUUCGCGCGCCCGGGCGCGAGCUGAUGCCCCACCCAAAGAGCCCCCCCAAGCCGGGGCUACGCCGGCGGUCGCACCGGGCCGCGGCAGUGAGUGUGCGCGCCCACUCGUCUCUCUUUGUGUCAGGCAGCAGAUGAUGGCCCCUCCGGUGUUGUCUUUGGUGCCUGCGCCGUGCCGUCGGUCCUAAAUUAGGACCGGUGGGGCGCUGGCUCCAUAAAAUGAUACGUAUAUGGCUAUGGGACCACGUCCACGAAGCAAAGACGGUGCUUCAGCUGCGCACGUUCCCGCUCGUGCAUAGAUAAGAACACUACUGCAGCGACCUGCUGUGGUGUUUUGGGAUGAAGCAGAGUUGUAGCCUCGGCUCCAAAUGUUCCCGUUCUCGUUUUCUGUUGUUCUUAUCCUCCAACUCCGUGCAUAGAUAAAGAAGUUCUCAUCUAUGCACGGAGUUGGAGGAUAAGAACAUGUGGUCAAAAAAAUCCUGGAAAGGCUGGAUUUGCAGGUACACCGAACUUCUACAUGGAAGAUCAGGAUGUGUAGUUUUUUGGAGAAAUUGAUGAGUUUUUGUGCGGCCUUGGGAUGUCUUGCACUUUAUUUGCAGAUCGAGUCUCCAAUUCCAAGCGCAAGAAUUGUUGUUCAUGCAAGAGAAAUAGAAUGUUUCGAAAUGAAAUCAAAUUAUUCCAGGAGCACAAUACGCUUCGAUUCCUUCCCUACAACGAGCACACGUGCCGGGAACUGAAAAUGGUGAAGCCGUUUGUCUACUGGGGCUACCCAACCUUCAAAACUGUCAACGACCUCCUGCACAAAAAGGCGCUUUUCAAAACGAAAACGAACGAAAAGGUACUAGCAAUUGAUGUUUGCAGCUAAUAUCGAUACUACAUCUACUUCCACUGCGAGCGCGAAGAUAUGUGGUCAGGAACUCUUUCUGCGAUGCGUUUUGUGCAUUUCAUUUGCACAAUGAACCCACGAAACCUCCGACGAGCGUUGUAACUGCGCUCCUUGUGGUCGGAGUAAAGUAGAACAAAAGCAUCCCUAUCCCACAUCGCAGUGACAUCUACUUCUGCAUCUUGAAAUAUGAAAAUUGAAUUCUUUAAAUUACAGGUGAACCUGUCUAGCAACGCCCUGGUGGAGGAGCAUUUGGGAGAUUCCUGCGGCGUGCUUUGUGUGGAGGAUAUCGUCAACACGUUGUUUAAGAACGAGGACAAUUUCCAGAUGGUGAACAACCGGCUGUGGCCGAUAAAACUUGGGGACUACACCAAAGCCACCGCGGAGGGGUUCCAACCGGAGUUCAAGAAGCACCACUUCGGCAACUUGGAAAGGAAAAUCAACGAUAUCGUGCAGGAAGUGUUGUAGAGAUUUUUGUUCUUGUGAGGAGGACGGGAAAUUACGACCAAGACCUGAACUUUUUUCAGUUCAUCUGGACGAUAUUUAUUGCAAUCUUGCCUCUGGUGCCGCAGAUGGAAGCUGUUUGAGAUGUGAUGAAGAUAAACCUUCUGAACGCAUCUGAAUAACACAACUGAAGCACACUGGCAAAUCACAAAAU
Messenger RNA from Amoebophrya sp. A120, 2590 nucleotides. The record is from the annotation of a GenBank genome assembly. NCBI's taxonomy places the organism in Eukaryota, Dinophyceae, Syndiniales, Amoebophryaceae.